AUGGAUCGAUUAACUCAUGCAGUUCUUAAAGAAACAUCAAAAAAUUUAAAGUAUUACAUUGACGUUAAACGAAGAGAAAAUGCGUUUAUUUUAAAUCCAAAUAGUCAAUAUGAUUGUCUACCAUUGAGAGCUCGUUCAAUAUAUGGAACUACCAAAGAAUAUCCACCUCUUUAUGGUUCAUGUUUCAGUGAUAAUGAUGUUAAAUCGCACUUAAGAACGUGGAAACCGCAACGUCUAGCGUCAAAAAAUGCAGCGGAAAAGAAAAUGUGUCGAGAAGAACUUAAUUUUCAUAUGAAAGCCUACAAUUUUAUGCCGUCUGAAAGUCCAAAGUUUGCUGACCUUCGUUUAAGACCCUUGAGAUCCAAUUCUUCUUGUAGUUUAAAUUCCAGUUGUGUGAAUAAUCGAGAUAUUAUGCAUAGGAGAAUUUCAAAUAAUUUGCUUUUAAUUAAGACAAUGGUUAAAAGUCGUCGAGCGUAUUAUGAAGCAUCGCUAUCUCAAAAGGACAAUCCUGUCAUCAACCAGACGAAUUUGAAUGAUAUUUCGGGACAGCACAAGGAAACUGUUGGUUCACUUCGAACAGAAACACCACCUGCUGAUAAAUAUUCUAUUACAAGGAAAGAAAAUAAGAAUAAGAAGAAAAGAGUCACAGAAAAUAUUUUAGCUAAAGCAGCUUCAAUAAUGAGAAAUGCAACUCGUAUAACGAAAGGUUAUUUAUGUGAAUAUAAAAUAUCAAUUACAACCGGAUCAUGCAAUGGAGCGUCAACAGAUGGACCUAUUAGAAUAAUGUUAUAUGGUACAAACGGAACAAGUGGAUUUAUCAACCUUUCGCAAUCCGAUUCACAUCGAGUCCCAUUUCUUAAAGGACAAACCGACAUUUUUCCUGUAAAAACAUAUUAUGUUGGUGAAUUGGUUGGUAUAACUAUUGGGCAUGAUCGAAAAGAUAUGAGAUCUUCUUGGUAUUUGGGUGAAGUAACAAUAGAUGAUCCCGUUCGAUUUAUGACGUACUACAUUCCUUGUAAUGGUUGGUUAUCGAGUAAAUCCGUUGAUCAAAAAACCUAUAGAGACUUUCAAGUGUCGAACAUUAUUUCACACAUGAGAAAGACAGAUGAAAAUGGACACUCAGCUCGUCGAAGAACCGAAACUGAAGAUGGCGAAAAUAGUUCAGUUUCAUCAUACAAAUCUGUUUCAACGUCAUCCACUACGUCAACUGACCAUGAUUCAGUACGAGUAACUGAGAAAACAAGACGCCGAAGUUCGGUCGCCAAGAUGGUUAAUGAUCAACAACCUAGUCAAACAAAUAGUGGCAACCAAGUAUCCUCAACCAAUGUAGAAACAUAUUCUGGUCAUGAUAAUACAUUGGAAUCACAAUUCAGAACAGAUAUUCGACAGCGAUCACCAUCAAUCUCUGCUGACAGUACAUCAUCAGUAUCAGAAAGGACCGUGACUCCUAUCCAAACAACAGCCACUGCAGCUGGACCAUCAAAAAUUGAAAUUGAGUUAAAUUCAAAUAUACUGUUAUCAAAACGACGUUCAAUUGAAAAUAUCCCUGUUACACCAACAACACCACCACGUCCACCUGCACGUCUUGAAAAACGUGAAAGUUCAAUUAGCUCGGUACCACAAACGCCUAGUGAAACGAAACAACAGAGUCGCUUAUCAACUACUAUGAAUAAAAUUACAACAAGUAAAAAUGACGAUGAUGUAUUAGGAUUUUUUGAUUGA
Messenger RNA from Didymodactylos carnosus, 1722 nucleotides. The record is from the annotation of a GenBank genome assembly. NCBI's taxonomy places the organism in Eukaryota, Metazoa, Rotifera, Eurotatoria, Philodinida, Philodinidae.